This is a messenger RNA of Haliotis rubra (blacklip abalone), 1832 nucleotides long. RefSeq names its product graves disease carrier protein-like. The coding region runs from base 372 to 1313 and encodes 313 amino acids. Gene Ontology annotation, cellular component: mitochondrial inner membrane. Gene Ontology annotation, biological process: transmembrane transport. The transcript has 8 exons. Lineage: Eukaryota; Metazoa; Mollusca; Gastropoda; Lepetellida; Haliotidae. The record is from RefSeq and is a predicted model, not a curated record.
UUCCGGUAACCUUUCUCCCCUGUUUGACAAGCUGCCCUACAGUUCACCGAGCCGCAUAAUGCCCGACGUUUGCUGCUGCCAUAAUAACCACCCCAUCUAGGUCCGAAAUCAUAUUUCGAAUAAGGAUAUGCUGACCUUUUGUAGUUACUUGUGCUGUAGAAUUUCGUGGCAUAAAUGAUUAGGUCACGAAACUACUCAGGCAGUCCGGGUUUGUGUAAAUGUUUUGUUAAAUAAACCAAAUUUGUCAUUAGUCCCACCAGAUUUCAGUUUGUACUUGCCUCACCAUCUGAUCGUGUCUAUUGCAAACCAUCCCAUGUAACAUAAUCUAAUGGCUGGAUAUAAGUGUAUCUCCUCGCUUCCACUGACGUGAAAUGGAUCCUUCAACCAAGCAGAAUCUUGAUGUCAUCCUGAAAACAUUUCUGUCAGGAGGCAUUGCAGGAUGUUGUGCGAAAACCACAGUGGCGCCUCUUGACAGAGUGAAGAUUCUGCUGCAGGCUCACAACAAGCACUACAAACAUCUAGGUGUGUUUUCUACACUGAAGCAAGUGGUCCACAAGGAAGGCUUCACUGGACUCUACAAGGGAAAUGGUGUUCAGAUGCUGAGAAUAUUUCCUUAUGCGGCCAUUCAGUACAUGUCAUAUGAGCAGUAUAAGAAGCUCAUCAAGACAUUUUCGAUAUCUCCACAUUUUGUGAAACUACUGUCUGGAUCCUUAGCAGGGCUGACAUCUGUACUCUUCACGUAUCCACUGGAUAUGGUCCGUGCACGAUUAGCAUUCCAAGUGAAGGGGGAACACAUGUAUCAGGGGCUGGUGGACACAUUCCGGACAAUAAUCCUGGUGGAGGGAGGCUUCAAGGCUCUGUACCGUGGCAUCAUUCCUUCUAUCCUGGGAAUGGCACCGUAUGCAGGUCUGUCCUUCUAUAGUUUUGAGACACUGAAGAACCUUUGUCUGGACAGGUUUCCUGACCUCUUGGGUUCUCCGUGCCCCCAGAAUACUGGAGGUUUGGUUCUAACACUACCUGCAAAGCUAAUAUGUGGAGGACUGGCUGGAGCCAUAUCUCAGACAGUAGCUUAUCCUCUGGAUGUUGUCCGCAGACGUCUGCAGGUGUCAAUCAUGCUUCCUGACUCUCACAAGUACAACAGCGGCUGGCCCAACACGCUGUACAUCGUGUACAAGGAGAACGGGAUCUGGCAUGGCCUGUACCGUGGUCUGACAGUCAACUACCUGCGAGUGAUGCCCAUGGUGGCUGUGUCGUUCAGUACAUACGAGACAACCAAGAAGAUGUUUGGGCUGGAUACAGGAGCAGACAGGUGAUGUUGCAGGGAUGCUAGACAGACUCGGCAAGAUGGGCCCCGCCAGAGGCUGUAACAGGUUUCUACUUCGCUAUAGGCUGUGAAAUGUCUGUACAAGGGUACCAUUGCAGUGAGCGGGGACUUUAUGAAAGAAAGGGCAUGGAUGAAGAAAUAGAUAUGUGAAUGGUUACUUAAAGUAUUUAAUCCAGGGAAGAAGAUGUAGUGAGAGAAGCAGAAGCAUCUGAUCUGUGCUGCUGAAGUAUUUAAGGAUUCCAAGACUCAAGGACAUGUUGUCUCUAUAUCUAUUGUCAACUUCUGUCCUGGGACUUGGCUUGAUUCAAGCAAUAGUUUAAGAUAUACUAUUAGCAGUGUAGGAAACUUAGCAGAAAAUUCUACCAGACACCAAGACUGGUAACUCUGAAAACUUACCAGCCCUUCCCAAAAGUUGCCAGACCAACUUUAAUUUCACAUUUCAACUCCGCAAUAAUAAAAAAACUAUUAAGUAUCUUUGCUUUCAUAUUUAUUGAAAUGCCCAACAAAA